Messenger RNA from Penaeus vannamei (Pacific white shrimp), 3216 nucleotides. NCBI's taxonomy places the organism in Eukaryota, Metazoa, Arthropoda, Malacostraca, Decapoda, Penaeidae. The record is from RefSeq and is a predicted model, not a curated record.
AUGGCUAAAGAAGCAGUUAAAGAAACUCCUUUAAUGAAACAAUACAACGCUAUUAAAGCAAAGCAUCCCGAUGCUGUUUUGUUAUUUAGAGUAGGAGAUUUUUAUGAAACAUUCAAAGAGGAUGCGCUCAUUGCUUCACGGGUUUUAGGGAUCGUUUUAACCAAAAGGAAAAAUGGAAAAGCUGCCCACAUAGAAUUAGCCGGUUUCCCUCAUCAUUCUCUUAACACCUAUCUACCUAAAUUAGUAAGGGCGGGAUACCGAGUUGCUAUAUGUGACCAAUUGGAAGAUCCUAAAAUGACUAAGAAAAUUGUCAAAAGGGGUGUUACUGAACUAGUAACUCCCGGGGUUACCUUCAACGACAACGUGCUGGAACAAAAGAAGAACAACUUUUUAGCAGCAGUCCACUUUACCAAACACAUCAUUGGGAUUUCAUUUUUAGAUAUUUCUACUGGAGAGUUUCUGGUUGCCGAAGGUUCUGCUGAAUACAUUGAUAAAUUAAUUCAAAGUCUAAAACCUACUGAGGUUCUUUUCCAAAAAGGAAAUCAAAAGAAAUUUAAUGAACUCUUUGGAAAUAAAUUUUACUUCUUUCAAUUAGACGAUUGGGUAUUCACCCAAGAUUUCUCCUCUGAUUUAUUAACGAAACAAUUCAACACCAAAACUCUGAAAGGAUUUGGAGUGGAAGAUCUUAAAGUGGCUACUAUUGCUGCGGGUGCCGCUCUCCAUUAUCUAUCUGAGACGCAUCACAAGGAGUCCAAACACAUCUCAACUAUUUCUCGUAUUGAAGAAGAUCAUUAUGUUUGGCUGGAUAGGUUUACUAUUAGAAACCUGGAACUCAUUUCUUCGAAUAAUCAAGAUGCUACCACCCUAAUUGAUGUACUAGACAAAACAGUUUCCCCUAUGGGAGGAAGGCUAUUGAAAAGGUGGAUGUUAUUGCCUCUUAAAAACACUCAAUCCAUUGCCAAACGACAUGAGGUGGUAGAAGGACUUGUUCAAAAUCAAGAGCUACUCCAAGAGUUAACAGGAAAUAUCAGUCAAAUUAGUGACUUAGAACGGUUAGUCUCAAAAGUAGCAAUUGGAAAAAUCUCUCCACGAGAAGUCAAUCAACUUAAAAACUCCUUAGAUGCUUUAGUUCCUGUCAAAGAACUAAGUACUAAUUCUAAGAUUAACUCACUUAAACUCCUUGGUGAACAACUUAACACCUGUGAUUCAUUAAGAGCUAAAAUUGACAGCGAAUUAUUUGAAGAUGCUCCCGUUCUCCUUAACAAAGGAAAUGUGAUUAAAGAAGGGGUAAAUAAAGAAUUAGAUGAAUUAAGAAAAAUUGCUUUUUCGGGGAAAGACUAUCUAUUAAGCUUACAACAACGAGAAAGUGAACGCACAGGAAUCUCCUCCUUAAAAAUUGCUUUUAACAACGUAUUUGGUUAUUACAUUGAAGUACGAAAUACCCAUAAAGAUAAAGUCCCAGAGGAAUGGAUCAGGAAGCAAACCUUAGUGAAUGCUGAACGAUACAUCACCGAGGAAUUAAAAGAAUACGAAUCAAAAAUUCUGGGUGCUGAAGAGAAAAUUUUAGUCUUAGAAUCUUCCAUUUUUGAAAAUUUAGUGCUCGAACUUUCUGAUUAUACAGUUCCUAUCCAGCACAAUGCCAAUUUAGUAGCUCAAAUAGAUUGUUUAUCCUCCUUUGCUACUCAAGCCAUUCAAUUCAAUUAUUGUAAACCUCUGGUGGAUGAUUCUACCCAGCUUACUAUAAAAGAAGGACGUCACCCUGUAAUAGAAACCUGUUUAGAAGCUGGUGAAGAAUACAUCCCUAACGAUAUUUUCUUGGACGAUACCUCUCAACAAAUUAUCAUGAUUACUGGGCCUAACAUGUCAGGUAAAUCAGCUAUUUUGAGACAAACUGCCUUGAUUGUGUUGAUGGCUCAAAUGGGAAGUUUCGUUCCUGCACACUCCGCUCAUCUUGGAUACGUGGAUAAAAUAUUUACCCGUGUAGGAGCUUCUGACAACAUUUCUUCCGGUGAAUCUACCUUUAUGGUAGAGAUGAAUGAAACUGCCAGUAUUCUGAAUAAUAUUUCAGAACGAAGUUUGAUUUUAUUGGACGAAAUUGGUCGUGGAACCAGUACGUACGAUGGAAUUUCUAUUGCUUGGAGUAUUACGGAAUAUAUCCACGAGUACCCACAGAAGAAAGCGAAGACCUUGUUUGCAACUCAUUACCACGAACUCAAUGAGAUGCACAAGCAAUUCCCUCGGAUUAAAAACUACAACGUUUCGGUAAAAGAAAUCGAUAAGAAAAUCUUAUUCAUGCGUAAACUGGUAGAAGGAGGCAGUAACCACAGUUUUGGAAUUCAUGUAGCCAAAAUGGCUGGAAUGCCUGGUUUUGUGAUUAAAAAAGCGGAAGAAAUACUAGAUAGACUUGAAAAGACUCAUGGAGACAGCAACCAAGAAGUCAAGAAAACCUUGGGAGAGAAAAAAGACGAAAUGCAAUUGAGCUUUUUCAAUUUGGAUGAUCCCAUUCUGGAAGAUAUCAGAGAUGACAUUGCGAAUGUUGACAUCAAUACCUUAACUCCGGUUGAAGCCUUGAUGAAAUUGAAUGAGAUCAAGAAGAAAUUCAAACUUAAUUUGGCAGAAUAUGAAAUUUAUUCAUAUUUCAUGGAUAAAGAUCAAGAAAUAACAAACGAUAUAACACACUUAGGAAAAAGAACAAUAUGGUAUUCAAAAGAUGAGAAUAUAUUAUGGGGGAUUGACUCUAAACAAUUUGAAGAAUUGACUAUUUCUACAUUUAAGAGAUAUUUAGAUGAACACAAUGGGAAUUCAAUUUGGGAAGCAGUUGCUGAAGAAAUAUUCGGAAGACUCUGUUACACUGAUUCUUCUACUCAAUUAUUGGACGAAAUAAUAAACGAAGCUCUAGAAGAAAACAAAUUACCAAGAGACAAUCUAUUUAUAGGAGGAAUUUCAGCAAGUGGCACCCGUGCUUUGCGGUAUACGCAAUAUUAUAUAGAUUGGUGGAUAAAAGAAAGAGGUUCCGCUUAUUAUGACAUUAAUUCGUUUGAUAUAGCAGGCUUAGUAAAUUGUCUCACUGUAAUGGGAGGAACGAAAGUGGAACAAGUAAUCACCACAAACAAAGGUUUUGACCGAGAUGGAAAAAGAAAAUGUCAUUCUUGGACGAUUGUAGACGAAGAAUACCUAAUUAGAUGGAUUAUCAAACAUUCCAUUAAAAAUGAAUAG